This is a messenger RNA of Polypterus senegalus (gray bichir), 1112 nucleotides long. Its product is annotated as polycomb group RING finger protein 3. NCBI's taxonomy places the organism in Eukaryota, Metazoa, Chordata, Cladistia, Polypteriformes, Polypteridae. Gene Ontology annotation, cellular component: PRC1 complex. The transcript is spliced from 10 exons. The coding region runs from base 261 to 1013 and encodes 250 amino acids. Gene Ontology annotation, biological process: regulation of transcription by RNA polymerase II. The record is from RefSeq and is a predicted model, not a curated record.
CUCCUCGUCGUUUCCCCCCGGGGCAGCUCACCUCCCGCGCAUGCGCGCCACGUGCCUCGCGCUCUCGCUCGGUUUGACUCGGGAUUGCCCGGACAUUUUCGUCUCUUUGUUUUACCCAAAGUGGAUUUAACUCGGAUUGAGGUUCUCGAACGUACGGACUGCAUCUAUAUUUUGGACUUCCACACAGUUGCAUGAUGCAGAGCUAACAUCACGGCCUCUCCUCAAAGCAAAGCUGGCAGCCAUAUCGUGGACGCAAAGAGAUGACGACUUUAGGGAACUCUGACAUGCUGACCAGGAAGAUCAAGCUGUGGGACAUAAAUGCCCACAUCACCUGUCGACUGUGUGAAGGUUAUUUGAUUGAUGCCACAACUGUAACAGAAUGUUUACACACUUUCUGCAGGAGCUGCUUGGUGAAAUACCUGGAAGAAAACAACACAUGUCCGACAUGCCGAAUUGUGAUUCAUCAGAGCCACCCUUUACAGUACAUCGGCCAUGAUAGAACAAUGCAAGAUAUUGUCUACAAACUUGUGCCUGGACUUCAAGAAGCCGAAUUAAAAAAACAGAGAGAUUUUUAUCAGAAACUUGGAAUGGAAGUGCCUGGAGAUGUAAAAGGAGAAAUGGGUUCCGUUAAGCCACACUUAGACCCACAGCGAAAUGGUGAAACAAAACCCGAAGAUACAUCAAACAAGGAGACGGCAGAGGAAAAACAAGAGGAAGACAAUGAUUAUCACAGAAGUGACGAGCAGGUAAGCAUCUGCUUGGAAUGCAAUAGUAGUAAGCUGCGAGGACUGAAAAGGAAAUGGAUCCGCUGCUCGGCGCAGGCCACGGUUCUACACUUGAAGAAGUUCAUCGCCAAGAAGCUCAACUUGGCAUCUUUUAAUGAGCUGGACAUUUUAUGCAAUGAAGAAAUUCUAGGAAAGGACCACACUUUGAAAUUCGUAGUUGUGACGAGAUGGAGAUUCAAGAAAUCUCCACUCCUGCUUCAUUACAGACCUAAAAUGGACUUGCUGUAGGACAGAGUGGUUGUUCUUUUGGCCCCAGGACUGUGCAACAUUUAUACUUAUGCAGAGACUAUCAUUGAGCACAUGGUGCACCUCUCAAAAAAAAAAAAA